AGGAUUUUCGUUCUCUUGCCAUUUUCUCCAAGAAGAAAACCAAAGAACAGGAAACUAAAGAUAAAAGGUUUUAAACAGAGAGAAAGUUAUAAUCCUGUUCGCCGGAAAUGCAGUAGCUGAAUCUCGGGGACGAAACCAAGAGACAAGUAUUAUACUGUAAGUCCCAAGGAAAGAAACUUUUCCUUUUUUAGCCACAGAGGGAAGAACGCUCGAAAAUGCACGAAGCACUGUUCAAUGAGCAGACCCACGUCGUUUCAAAUUCUAAGAAGAAGAAAUCCGACGACGACGACAAGGUCUGUUUGCUGGUUACUGUGAAGACUCCAACGGCUACCCCUCACAGGACUCGAUCUCAAGCAACCACUCGGCGCGUUACUCCCACCACUACCUAUACGCCCUUUCUCAACGCCAAUUCUGGUGCUACUGUUGAGAAGCUCCUACCUAACGGAGAUCUAUUCAUCGGCACUUUCUCCGGCAACGCGCCUAACGGAUCGGGGAAGUACCUUUGGAAAGAUGGGUGUAUGUACGAAGGCGAGUGGCGUCGCGGGAAAGCUUCCGGGAAAGGCAAGUUCUCUUGGUCAUCUGGAGCCACUUUUGAAGGCGAUUUCAAGUCGGGUCGGAUGGAAGGAUUCGGGACCUUCAUUGGACCCGACGGAGACAUGUACCGUGGGUCAUGGAGCUCCGAUCGGAAACACGGCUAUGGCCUUAAACGUUACGCCAAUGGGGAUUACUACGAAGGAUCGUGGAAGAAAAACUUACAAGACGGGCAGGGUCGUUAUGUUUGGAGUAACGGGAAUGAAUACAUCGGGGAAUGGAAAAACGGCGUUAUCUCCGGCCGUGGAACCCUGAUUUUUGGAAACGGAAGCUGGUACGAAGGACAAUGGGAAAACGGAGUCCCCAAAGGAAACGGCGUUUUAUCGUGGCCCAGCGGGAGUUGUUAUAUCGGUGCUUGGAACGAAGAGAACAUGAAGAAAUUCCAACAGCUAAACGAAGGGAAAGAAAAUUUUCUGAAGGGAGGACAGAGUUUGAGGCUUAUGCCGAGGAAGAGAUCGUCGGUGGAUAGUAGGGGAAGCGCCGGCGAAAGGAACAUGAAUUUCCCAAGGAUUUGCAUAUGGGAAAGUGAUGGUGAAGCAGGUGAUAUUACUUGUGAUAUAAUCGAUAACAUGGAAGCUUCAAUGAUUUACAGAGAUAGGUUUAGGCCAUUUAGAAGAAACCCUUGUUGUUUUAGUGGGGAAAUUAAGAAGCCUGGACAAACUAUUUCCAAAGGCCAUAAGAACUACGAUUUAAUGCUCAAUUUGCAAUUAGGUAUCAGGUACUCUGUUGGGAAACAUGCUUCGAUAUUGCGUGAGUUGAAACCCAGCGACUUUGAUCCGAAAGAGAAGUUCUGGACGAGGUUUCCUACAGAAGGAUCAAAGCUUACACCCUCUCAUCAAUCCGUGGAGUUCCGAUGGAAGGAUUAUUGUCCCGUGGUGUUUAGAGAUUUGAGAGAGCUAUUCCAAGUGGAUCCGGCCGAAUACAUGCUAGCUAUCUGUGGGAAUGACGCCCUGAGGGAGCUUUCUUCUCCGGGGAAGAGUGGGAGCUUCUUUUACCUUACUCAAGAUGAUAGAUUUAUGAUAAAGACCGUAAAGAAAUCAGAAGUCAAGGUGCUUAUCGGGAUGCUUCCAAGUUAUUACCAACAUGUCAAUCGGUAUGAAAAUUCCCUUGUGACAAAGUUCUUUGGCGUACAUUGUGUCAAACCUAUCGGUGGCCAGAAGACCCGGUUCAUUGUAAUGGGCAACAUGUUCUGCUCGGAAUACCAAAUCCAUAGACGGUUUGACCUUAAAGGCUCCUCCCAUGGUCGCUUAACUGAUAAGCCUGAAGAUGAAAUUGACGAAACCACAACCUUAAAAGAUCUGGAUCUCAAUUUUGUGUUUCGCCUCCAAAGAAAUCGAUUCCAGGAGCUUAUGAAGCAAAUUGAUCGAGAUUGUGAGUUCUUGGAAGCUGAGAGAAUUAUGGAUUACAGUCUUUUGGUUGGACUACACUUUCGUGAUGAUAAUAGAGGUGAUAAAAUGGGGUUAUCACCGUUUCUCGUACGCACAGGCAAAGAGGAUUCAUAUCAAAAUGAAAAGUUUAUGCGUGGAUGUAGAUUUCUCGAGGCAGAGCUACAAGACAUGGAUCGGAUUUUAGCUGGCCAGAAGCCAUUGAUUCGGUUAGGAGCGAACAUGCCAGCAAGAGCAGAACGAAUGGUGAGAAGAAGCGAUUUUGAUCAGUAUACUCGGGGUGGAGCCGGUCACUUUUCAUAUAGUGGUGAAGUUUAUGAAGCAGUCUUAUACUUUGGCAUCAUCGAUAUCUUACAAGAUUACGACAUCAGCAAGAAACUAGAGCAUGCAUACAAAUCCCUGCAAGCUGAUCCUACGUCUAUAUCAGCUGUUGGUCCAAAACACUACUCAAAGAGGUUUCGGGAUUUUAUGGGAAGGAUUUUCAUCGAAGACCGAUGACAUCAUGAAAACCACAACAAGAUCGAUUGACACGGUGAGGAAUUCUGCGUUUCCUGUUACCAUCCGUGAGCAAAAAUACUCCAGCGGACACUCGAGCAAGCCAAUGACUAAAUUUGUGGGAGCAGCAAGUGUUGGAGGAAACUGCAUACCCUAAUACAUAUAUAGGGAUAGGGGUAUUUGGAUUGUGGGUGAAAUUUUUGUGAAGAAUUAGGUAUAGAGAAUCUCUUAGGAAUAAGAAAAGUGUACAGCUUACAGAAAUGAUGGAAUAGUUUGUGAUUAUUUUUGAAGCAUAUAUGGGAUCAAACUCUUGCUCUCU
This is a messenger RNA of Hibiscus syriacus, 2790 nucleotides long. Its product is annotated as phosphatidylinositol 4-phosphate 5-kinase 1-like. Gene Ontology annotation, biological process: phosphatidylinositol metabolic process. The record is from RefSeq and is a predicted model, not a curated record. Gene Ontology annotation, molecular function: ATP binding; 1-phosphatidylinositol-4-phosphate 5-kinase activity. NCBI's taxonomy places the organism in Eukaryota, Viridiplantae, Streptophyta, Magnoliopsida, Malvales, Malvaceae. Bases 216 to 2474 code for a protein of 752 amino acids. The transcript is spliced from 8 exons.